Candida albicans SC5314 is the source of this 4041-nucleotide messenger RNA. It is a transcript of the gene VPS8, whose product is annotated as CORVET complex membrane-binding subunit. Gene Ontology annotation, cellular component: late endosome; HOPS complex. The transcript has a single exon. The coding region runs from base 1 to 4041 and encodes 1346 amino acids. Gene Ontology annotation, biological process: endosomal vesicle fusion; protein targeting to vacuole. The record is from RefSeq and is a predicted model, not a curated record. Gene Ontology annotation, molecular function: protein binding. NCBI's taxonomy places the organism in Eukaryota, Fungi, Ascomycota, Pichiomycetes, Serinales, Debaryomycetaceae.
AUGGUGGCGACGGAUCUGGUUUUCAAUGAGUUAUCUGCGAAAUCUUUACUAUCUUCAUCGCCUAGCAUCAUAUCAAAUUCAACAUCAAGUAUAUCCGAAACACUGCUACGGAAAACCAAAUUUGAUGAUCGAGCUACCACCAAGACAAGUUUAGCAUUGAAAUCAUACAGAAAUAAUGGUAACCAAACUUCACGAAUAUCAACAUUAAACGAACCCCAACCUAAUGGAGGAGGCGGAAGCGGAGAAGACGAUGAGAUACUUUUGAAAGAUAUUUUCCAAUGGAAUGAAUUGAAGACAAUUUCAGACACUAUUAAUUCCCCUGAAUUCAUCAAUCUGCAUGGCUCACGUCUAUUUGUCAAAUCCAAUGCAGUAUAUAUUGCCAUUAUUACAAAUCGGGGCAAUAUAGUGAUUUUUAAUUAUAGACAAGAAAUAGAUUAUAUAUUUGUGCCGACUCAAAGUACUGAUGAAAAUUGUUCAAUCUCAUGUAUUGCAUUUUCAUCUGAUUGUUCUUAUUUGGCAGCAGGACUACAAGAUGGUUCAAUUAGACUAUGGAAUUUGAAAAAAGCAACUAAGGGGAACCAUAUCCCCAAUUUACCAUUUUAUACAAUAUACCCAAUCAGUUUAAAAUCAAGGUUUGCCCAGAAUGUCCAAGGUCAUGUCAUAAAUACCAAGAUCACGUAUAUUUCAUUUGUUGGAGAAUCUAAUUAUCAAUUAAUUACUGCGGAUGAUUGUGGAUUGGUGUUUUUCCAUAACGGUAUCAAAAAAUUCAUGAAUUUGAUUUAUGUCACUACUAAACUUUUAGGUAAAAAUGAUGCAAAUUUGGAUGAUAGUAAAUUCAAAAUUCGUCGUAUGGAAAUGUUGCCUUUGGGUUCCGCACACCAAAUAACUGAUAAAAUGGGUAUAGUAGCAAUUAUGACUGAUGAUUUAUUAGUUAUUGUAUCUGCAAUUUCUUUGAAUGAUGAUACUGUACUGUAUGUCAAACAACAUUUUAAAAUAGGCAAACCCAAACAUAUCAUCCAUGAACAAGAUUUUCCUUCUUACUGCUUAAGUUGGAUGCCCUCGAUACAAACCAAAACUGGAGUCACCAAUAUUCGCUUGGCCUAUUGUUGGAAUAAUAUAUUGACAAUUUUAGAAUUGGACAACAAGAGUGUUUCGGGAAGAAUACUAGAUUUUAUAAACAAUGCUAAAGAUAAAAAUAAAGUAAUAUCAAAAUUACCUUUUAAAAAAAUUGCUAGAUUGACUGAUGAGAGAAUAAUACGUGACAUUAAAUGGCUUCAAUCUGAUAUUUUAUGUGUAUUUUUGGAUAAUGAAAUGAUCACCAUUUAUAGUAAUGGCACAAUGUUGGUACCUGCUGCAAGUCAGACAAUUGGUAAUAUCUCCGACAUAAAUUUAUCUAAACAUAGAGUUAUAUAUACUGAUGAGUCAAAACUAUUUAUUGGUAAACUGUUAGGAUGGGCAGACAUUCUAUUAAACAAGCUAUCACAAGGGUUAUAUGCAGAAGCAUUGAGCAUUGCCGAUAAUUAUUACAACUCGAAUUCUGUGGGGAAACUAACAGUUGUUGGAUUGCCGCAAAAUCAAAAGCAGCGAGGUGAUUUGAUUGAACCUUAUCUUAUUAAAAUAAUGAGAGAGGCAAUGCCGCAUUUGAUACAAUCAGAUCAUGAAUCGUAUAUCACAUUAUGUUUGAAUAUUAUUGCGUACCUAGCUGUACCAAAUGAUUUACUUGAAGCCUUAUAUGAAAUUGUACAGGAUAAUUCUAUAUUUUUCCAAGCUUUGGAACCUUUUAUUUUAUCAGGGUUGAUACUUUCCUUGCCACCGGUUGUCUUGAAAGCAUUAAUUCAGUAUUAUGUCAAAGCAGAGAAUCAACAAUCUACAAAUAUGGACGAUGAUGGUGAGUUGUUGACAGAGAUUAUAUGUACAUUGGAUAUAAAACUGUUGGACAUUGAUUUAACUAUUCAAUUAUGUAAACAAUACAACCUUCGAGAAUGUUUGGUUUAUGUCUGGAAUUUUGUUUUGAAUGAUUAUCAAACACCAUUGGUUGAUUUUUUUGUUGAUAUAAAGAAAAAUCCUUCUUCACCAGACAAUUUUAAAGUUUACACAUAUUUAUCCUAUAUUUUAACUGGACGUCAAUACCCAAUAGAUAAAUUCAUUAAUAAUGAUAUGGUGGCAAAGAAAACUAUUUGUGAUAUAUUAUUUUCAAGUUCAACAAUUAGUUCUGUGCCAACGGAGAAUGGCAACACAAUUUUUCCUUAUUUAUACACUUUACUUAAAUUUGACUCUUUGGAAAUGUUAUCUUGUCUUAAUGAAUUUUUUGAAGAUCUGUUUUUGAAUGAAGAUCCAAAAUUAAAUCGACAAUAUUUGAUAGAAGCAUUAAUAGAUAUUUUCGAAGCUAAUGAUGAACAAUUUACAGAUUUUGACAAGUGUCAAUUACUGAUUUUCAUUGCUAGAAACUAUCCCAAAUAUAGUCAAUUUUUACGAUUAUCAGAUUCAAUAUUAUCAGAUGUUUUCAAUCGAUUAUGUGAAAAUAAGUCGGAAUCUAUUUUCCUGGAUUGUGAAUUGGCAUUACAGAGUUUAUUACCUUAUUUUGAACCAGAAGAUGAAUAUUAUGUGGAAAAAUUGGAAAUGGCAAAAUAUUAUAAUGUGUUGAUUAAUAUGUAUAAGUCAGAAGGAAUGUUUUCACAAGCUUUAAAGAUGUGGUUGAAACGAGAACACGAGAAUGCUUCUGAAGAUACUCUUGAUAAUGAAACACCAGAAAUGGACAUAGAUGGUGGUAGUGAUGAUCAUGAUCAUGAUCAUGUCGAUCAGUUAUAUUUGCUAUUGGAGAGUUCGUUUGCAUCUAGUAAGAAUCCUAGUGAUCGAUUAAACUUGGUUAAAAUAGUGAAAGAUAAUUUUGGCAAAUUUUUGAAAUUGAAUUAUGUUUCAGACUACAAUAUUUCUAGAUUUGUGAAUUUAAUUGAACAAUUUUCACCGAAUUUACAUUUGGAAGUUUUAAAGCUUACUAGUAGUAGUGAUAAAACUGAUGUUGAUAAUGAGAUUGUGUUAAGCUAUUUACGUGAAGUGUUUCUAAUUUCCAAAUCUAUUGAUUUAACUCAAUUUAUUAAUAGAUACGUUGAAUUGUUAUUGCUCUACAAGAAGGACAAAGAAGUGAUAAGUUUUGUCAAACAAUGGAAAGAUAAAGUUGACUAUGAUGUGGUGAUGCUGUUAUUUAAGAAUCAUAAUGCCAUUGAACCACAAGUGAUACUUUUGAUUGAUCACAAAAAGUCCUCCGUAGCGUUGGAACUUAUAUUGAAAUAUGUUGAAGAUAAUGUCAAUGAUACAAGUCUACAAGAGGAAUUUACCAAUCUUCUUGAUUUAGCAAUUGCAAUUUGUGAGAACCCCAAAAAUCAUGUCACUAGCGAGGUUAGAGCAGAUGAAUUGAAAUUAAACGAGAAAUUAUGGGUUGAAUUGAUUACUAGGUUGGUUGUUCUUGUUAAUUCGUCUAAUAUUGUUGCUGGUUCACAAAUUUAUCAAUUUUUCAAUCAAUUUAUACAUGAUUGCUUUAAAAGAAUUAGCGAUCAUAAAUUGAAUAACGAUUCUAAAUCAUUAUUUUUAAAUGUGUUCAAUAAAUUUUUGCAUCAAUUUCCUGAAGAUGACCCCACAAAAUUUGCCACACUUGCUAAUAUCAAAGAUGUAUUACAACAAGUGUUUAUUUCAUAUUCCUAUGAAAGUGAAAUCUUGAAAAUAACUAUGCGAAUGUUUAAUCGAGAUAUGUAUAAAAACAUGAUGUUAUUGCAAGAUAUCAAACUAGCAAAAUGGGAUAUAACAACCAAGAAUUGUGCCAAUUGUGGGAAACCAAUGUGGGGUAAACACAUUGAUACUGAAGAUUUGAAUCAGCAUUGGUUAGCUUGGGAGAAUUGCCAAAAACAAAAACUCUGGGGCAAUGGUAAAGAUGAUACUUUCGCUGAUUUAAAGUUGAUAUUCUUUUCAUGUGGACAUGGUUAUCAUUAUAAUUGUCUUGAAAGAUUGGGAGUUAAUGAUUAUUGUGUCAUUUGUGGGAAGAAGUAA